AUGAGAACUAUCUUUUUUGGAAGUGGUUUGUUUCCUUUACCUAUAUUUCAAAGAUUGCAUAAAUUGACAGCAAUAGAUCCUAAAGUGAGUUUAAUCACAGUACCUAAUCAUUCACAUAAGGAGAAAAAUUAAAUUAAAGAUUAUGCUUCAUAAUAACAAUUUAGUAAAUUUUCUAUAUUUAAAAAGAAAUUUAUUAACCAAAUUUAUCUGAUAAAAGCAUUAGUUUUGUAAAUGAAAUACAAGAUCAACCAGAUUUAGGGAUUGUAUGCAAUUAUGGAUACAUGAUUCCAAGUCAGAUUAUUGAUAUUUUUAAGAAGGGAGUUUAUGUGAUUCAUCCUUCUUUAUUGCCAAAAUAUAGAGGAGCAGCUCCAAUUCAAAGAGCUAUUUUGAAUGAUGAAUAAAAAACAGGUGUGUCAUUUAUUGAAAUUUCAAAGAAUAAGUAAUUAUAUAUGAAUAUCUAGAGAUUUGAUGCAGGUGCAAUCUUAUUGAAGAAAGAAUUAGAUAUUCUUGCAGUAGAUAGAUAUAAAGAAUUAUCUUAGAAAUUAUCUUAAUUGACAGCAGAUUCAAUUGAAGAAUUUAUUAAUAAUAUUGAUAAUUUUGAAAGAUUAAGUUAGAAUGCAAGUGAAACAACUAAAGCCCCUAAAAUUACUCAAGCAGAUUUAAAAGUGGAUUUCAAUAACACAGCUACUAAAAUUUAUAAUUAAUAUAGAGCAAUUUAUGGGACUAAUUUCCAUAGUUUGAAAUUGAAAUAUCAAGAGAGAGAAUUCUAUUUAGAGAACAUUACAUUGAUAAAUGACUUAGAAGAAGAACAUCUAAAAUUAUAUAAUGGAGUUGAGAAUGGUACAAUAUGGUUAAUAAGGAACAAACAAUUUAAAAACUAUUUCUACAUUAAAUGUAAUGAGAAUAGUUGGAUAAGAGUUUAAGAAUUUAGAUUUUGUGAUAGAGGAAGUAGUUAAGCUGCUUAUACCUUUAAGAACUAAUUCUUGAUGAAUUUCAAAUUUGAUAGUUUGGAUAACUAUUUCAAGUUAAAUUAUUGA
Molecule: messenger RNA, 1037 nt
Organism: Paramecium sonneborni
Lineage: Eukaryota; Ciliophora; Oligohymenophorea; Peniculida; Parameciidae
Source: the annotation of a GenBank genome assembly